Thrips palmi is the source of this 801-nucleotide messenger RNA. Its product is annotated as methyltransferase-like protein 23. Gene Ontology annotation, cellular component: cytoplasm; nucleus. Lineage: Eukaryota; Metazoa; Arthropoda; Insecta; Thysanoptera; Thripidae. The record is from RefSeq and is a predicted model, not a curated record. The coding region runs from base 74 to 766 and encodes 230 amino acids. The transcript is spliced from 3 exons.
UCGUUUGUCUUGUUUUGAGGUUGGAGCGGUCUGUCUGCUUCUGCCUCAUACGGAUGUAAUCUAUGAGUCCCAAAUGUCCGAUGUAGUUUCCGAACAAGUGAAGAAGUUUAUUUUUCAGUCUAGUGCUGACAAAUCUGAAAACGGUCAAGUGGAGACAUUAGAAAUUCUGAUUCCUGAGCAACUUCAAGCGAGUUACAGUUUCUACACAUGGCCAUCAGCUCCUAUCCUUGCAUGGUUUCUGUGGGAGCGUCGUAAGCAACUACCGGGCAAACACGUUGUUGAGUUGGGUGCUGGAACAGCUCUUCCUGGGAUAUUGGCUGCUAAAUGUGGAGCAGCAGUUACUCUAACUGAAAGUGCCUGUUUGCCCAAGAGUUUACAGCAUGUUCGCCAUAGUUGUGAAGUGAAUGGUCUCUUGCCAAACCAAGUGCGUGUACUUGGACUUACAUGGGGUCUGUUCCUCAGCAACAUUUUUACUCUUGGUCCAAUUGAUCUUAUUCUUGGUUCUGAUUGUUUUUAUGAACCUUCUAUAUUUGAAGACAUAAUUGUCACUGUUGCGUUUCUUCUUGAAAAAAAUCCAGAAGCUCGCUUUUUGUGUGUGUAUCAAGAAAGAAGCUCUGAUUGGUCAAUUGAACAUCAUCUCAACAAAUGGCAGCUCCGUUGUGAGCAAAUUCCUAUUGAUAACCUUGGAGCGGACAGUGGAGUUGACAUUCAUGAACUGAUGCAGGACCAUACCAUUCAUCUACUGGAGAUAACUAGAGUGCAAUAAUGGAUCAUCAGCCCAUGAACUCUAAACUCAAUCAA